UUGAAAGACUUAAAAAGAUAACUGGAAAAAAAAUGAAACGGAUGUCAGCUAAAGCAGAAGCGCAACAUAUAAAAACUGACGAGAUGUUAAAGCUGAACAAACAUAUGAGAAAAAUUAAACAAUUAGAAGAAAUGCUUGCUAGAAAGUCGGAAAUAAAACAGACUUUGAAAGAUAGAGUGACAACGCAGUUAAAAGCAACUAGAUUUAAAUUUAUAAAUGAGAUAUUAUGCAAUAAUGACAGUUCGCUAUCUAAGCAUUACUUAAAACAGAAUCCUGAUGCCUUUAAGGCUUAUCAGAUAGGAUAUAAAUGGCAACUUGAACAAUGGGCAAUGAAUCCAUUGGAUGUUAUAAUAUCAUCAAUUAUAGAACUGCCAACGGACAAUAUAAUCGCUGAUUUUGGAUGUGGUGAAGCACGACUCGCUGCUUCCGUUCCUCAUACGGUACAUUCGUUUGAUUUCAUUGCUCUGAAUGAUAGAGUAAAAGCUUGUGAUAUGGUUUCUACUCCUUUACAAACAAACAGCGUCCACGUUGUCGUAUUUUGUCUCUCUUUAAUGGGAUCUAAUCUUAACGACUAUGUAAUAGAAGCCAAUAGGGUUCUGAAAGAUAAUGGUAUCUUGAAAAUAGCCGAAGUGGAAAACAGAUUCGAGGAUGUGAAAGAUUUUAUAAGAUUGUUGCGUAAUUAUGGUUUCAAAAAUACGAGGAAAGACUUGUUUGACUUGUUUUAUUUUAUGGAUUUCAAGAAAGCAAAAGCUAUAAGCAUGAAGAGGAAAACUCUCUCUCCAAUUAUACUGAAAUCAUAUUUAUAU
Molecule: messenger RNA, 806 nt
Organism: Mycetomoellerius zeteki
Lineage: Eukaryota; Metazoa; Arthropoda; Insecta; Hymenoptera; Formicidae
Product: ribosomal RNA-processing protein 8
Exons: 3
Biological process (GO): cellular response to glucose starvation; regulation of transcription by glucose; rDNA heterochromatin formation
Cellular component (GO): chromatin silencing complex; rDNA heterochromatin; nucleolus
Molecular function (GO): methyltransferase activity
Source: RefSeq, a predicted model, not a curated record